Molecule: messenger RNA, 989 nt
Organism: Sinocyclocheilus anshuiensis
Lineage: Eukaryota; Metazoa; Chordata; Actinopteri; Cypriniformes; Cyprinidae
Product: chromobox protein homolog 3-like
Exons: 5
Coding region: 424-948 (174 amino acids)
Cellular component (GO): nucleus
Source: RefSeq, a predicted model, not a curated record
CCGUCCAUUGUAGUUUCCUGUUAGAAUGAUGCAAACUUAAUUAUUGCGAUACGUAUUUUCUUAAAUAUAUUUUUAGUUGUUUCAGCGUGCAUAGAUGUAGGAUGCAUGAUGGUGUAUAACAACAUUAUAUUUUGUUUUGUGUGUGUGCGUUUUUCAACUAACGUUAGCCAGUAAACUAACCCUUGCUACCUAUCUAAACCAGCGCGUGUUACGGUUAAUAUUACGCGAACUACGAUUUUGUGAAGUACUGAGACCUUAAUCCGGACAGGAAGGUUAUCCAGAAAUAUUAAAAAAGUAGUAAUCCCAAAAAGUAGCCUGAACUGCUUUCAGGCCCUUGGCCUGUUCAUGCAUGCGCAGUUAGCUUGUUAACAUACUAGCGCACACAGAAGGCAACACUAAGUCGUUUUGGAGUUAGUCAUCGAUAUGGGUAAGAAGCAGGGAGGCAAAUCAAAGAAGGAUGUUCAGGAGGUGGAGGAGUUUGUGGUGGAGAAGGUGAUUGACCAGCGAGUGGUCAAUGGGAAAGUUGAGUUUUUCCUCAAGUGGAAAGGCUUCACAGAUGCUGACAACACUUGGGAGCCUGAAGAGAAUUUGGGUUGUCCUGAACUGAUUGCUGCAUUCCUGGAGUCUCAGAAAGGAGUGGUGGAGAAUCCAGAAGCCGUAAAAAGGAAAUCCUCCACUGAUGAACCAGAAACGGAUGAGAGCGCGGCAAAGAGAAAGAAAGAAAUGUCUGACAAGCCAAGAGGGUUUGCAAGAAACCUUGAGCCAGAGAGGAUCAUUGGGGCGACUGAUAGCAGUGGAGAGCUCAUGUUCCUCAUGAAGUGGAAGGACUCUGAUGAAGCAGACCUGGUACCUGCAAGAGAGGCCAAUACCCGUUGCCCACAGAUAGUCAUCGCCUUUUAUGAGGAAAGACUAACUUGGCAUUCCUGUCCUGAGGAUGAGCAACAAUAAUGUCCCACAUCUCACUGAUUUGUGCUUCAGUGUGUUCCACC